AUGUUUCAUUAUGAUAAAUCAUUUAUUUAUGAUUAUAGAGGUAUUUUAUCUGAGCUUGAUAUUGCUAUGAAACUUGGGAUGAAUAGAAGAGUAAUGCUAUCAUUAUUCAAAUUGGAUUAUCAGAAAGUAAUCAUGUUAAGAGCCAUGAAAAAAAUAUUCAUCCUGUAUGGUGGGGGAACUUCAUUGAUGUUAUGGUUUAACUGGACCAUCAUCAAAUUGAUCCAUCAGAUAGAAAUCAAUAUGCAACCAGAUUUCCCAUUUGAUAUGGUCCAUGCACAAUUUUUAUUAUUGGAAUUGAUAAAUUGUAUGCCAGUGUUGGGCGUAGGAUUUUGUUUACAAUAUGAUCCAAAUUCAUUAUUGUACAUUUCAAAAGCAAUGGAUCUUUUUGAUAUGUCAGCUUCUACAUUAGACAUUUUUAGUGAUGGUGAUGACAAUAGUAAUAUAUCACAACAAUCAGCAUUAAAACAAUACCUCGCAUCUUCUUCAUCUUCAGCAUCUAAACAACAGUGUAUUUCAUCACUAUCUACAUCAAAAGGCAAUUUUGAAAUUGAAGAUUUAGUUCAAGGAUUAUCAAACGUUAAAGUACACCAUCAUUGA
Messenger RNA from Entrophospora sp. SA101, 597 nucleotides. The record is from the annotation of a GenBank genome assembly. NCBI's taxonomy places the organism in Eukaryota, Fungi, Glomeromycota, Glomeromycetes, Entrophosporales, Entrophosporaceae.